This is a messenger RNA of Anoplopoma fimbria (sablefish), 753 nucleotides long. It is a transcript of the gene tmed1b, whose product is annotated as transmembrane p24 trafficking protein 1b. NCBI's taxonomy places the organism in Eukaryota, Metazoa, Chordata, Actinopteri, Perciformes, Anoplopomatidae. Gene Ontology annotation, biological process: Golgi organization; endoplasmic reticulum to Golgi vesicle-mediated transport; intracellular protein transport. Gene Ontology annotation, cellular component: endoplasmic reticulum; endoplasmic reticulum-Golgi intermediate compartment; Golgi apparatus. The record is from RefSeq and is a predicted model, not a curated record. The coding region runs from base 4 to 753 and encodes 249 amino acids. The transcript is spliced from 4 exons.
GCGAUGAGAAGGAGAUGGCUGAACUUAGAUAGUCCUGUGCUUGGACACAUCUCCACCAUGGACCUUCUCCGGAGGAAAGAAGGGUGCAGUGGACGCCUGCUCGUCCUCGCUCUGGUGCUCGUGUGGUGUUCAGGGACUGCGGACGGAUUCGGACAAAACCUGGACAGCGAGUUCACGUUUCUGCUGCCAGCCGGAAGAUCCGAGUGUUUCUUUCAAACAGCAUUAAAGAAUGGCACCAUGGAGGUCGAAUAUCAGGUGAUCGCGGGUGCUGGUAUGGAUGUAGACUUUACCAUCAUCUCUCCAGAAGGCAUCCGGCUCAUCAUGGAGUCUCGACGCUCUGAUGGAGUCCACGUGGUGGAGCCGACGGUGGAGGGAGACUAUGAAAUCUGCUUUGACAACAGCUUCAGUCGCUUCUCAGAGAAGAUGGUGUUCUUUGAGAUCAUCAUCGAGGGUCAAGGAGGAGAUGUGGGCGGAGAUGAAGAGUGGCCGGGAUUAGUGGAGCCUGAUGGGAGCCUUCUGGAGUACAAGCUGGACGACAUUCGGGAGUCCAUGGAUUCUCUGCACAAACGCUUGGAGCGCAGCCGGCAGAUGCAGACGGUGUUGCGGGCUUUUGAGGCGCGGGACCGAAACCUUCUGGAGGACAACCUGUGGAGGGUUUCCUUCUGGUCCUGCGCCAGUGUGCUGGUGAUGCUGUGUGUGGCCUUUACCCAGGUAAAUGGAGCACCGACACAACGCACAACACUUCUAAUUUGA